This is a messenger RNA of Bacillus rossius redtenbacheri, 7159 nucleotides long. Its product is annotated as serine/threonine-protein kinase 3-like. Gene Ontology annotation, biological process: protein tetramerization; intracellular signal transduction; protein phosphorylation. Gene Ontology annotation, molecular function: protein serine/threonine kinase activity; ATP binding. The transcript is spliced from 12 exons. The record is from RefSeq and is a predicted model, not a curated record. Gene Ontology annotation, cellular component: cytoplasm. NCBI's taxonomy places the organism in Eukaryota, Metazoa, Arthropoda, Insecta, Phasmatodea, Bacillidae. Bases 288 to 1775 code for a protein of 495 amino acids.
AUUAACAUUCUGUGGUGUAGCACUGUGCGGCAUUCCUUUGAAGCACCCUAUUUUAUAUCCACUCUAGGCUUUCCACGUUCUGCGGCAUAGCAUAAUCUUUACGUUUACGCUUAUUUACAAAAUGUAUAUUUGACAGAAAUAGUUGUCUAAAAUAAAUAUGCUUGACAUUUUGCUAUCACCGUGUGAUAUUGUGACUUUGAGAAGGUGUUCAUAUGGGAUGCAUGAGGCAUGCGAGAGAAGCGGAGCGCUCGGUGUCCUGGUGUGAGCUCUAGCUGCCGUGUGUGAAGAUGGCGAGUGGCGCGGAUGGAGACGCGCCUCCCCAGCAGUCCGUGCUGACGGACUUUGAGUUGAAGAAACUAUCGGAAGAAAGUUUGACCCGCCAGCCAGAAGAAGUGUUUGAUAUUAUCUGUAAACUGGGAGAAGGGUCGUACGGCAGCGUGUACAAGGCCCUGCACAAGGAGUCGGGCCAGGUGCUGGCCAUCAAGCAAGUGCCGGUCGACUCCGACCUGCAGGAGAUCAUCAAGGAGAUAUCCAUCAUGCAGCAGUGCCACAGCCCCUGGAUCGUCAAGUACUAUGGCAGUUACUUCCACAACACCGACCUCUGGAUCGUGAUGGAGUACUGCGGGGCCGGCUCAGUGUCCGACAUCAUGAGGCUGUGCCAGAAGACCCUGACGGAGGAGGAGAUUGCCACCAUCUUGUGCGACGCCCUCAAAGGCUUGGAGUACCUGCACCUCCGCAGGAAGAUUCACCGCGACAUCAAGGCUGGCAACAUUCUCCUCAACUCGGAGGGCCACGCCAAGCUCGCAGACUUUGGUGUCGCGGGACAGCUGACGGACACCAUGGCUCAGAGGAACACCAUGAUAGGGACUCCGUUCUGGAUGGCACCUGAGGUCAUACAGGAGAUAGGAUAUGACUGUGCUGUCGACAUCUGGAGUCUAGGCAUCACUGCUCUGGAGAUGGCAGAAGGAAAGCCCCCGUACGGAGACAUCCACCCGAUGAGGGCCAUAUUCAUGAUCCCCACCAAGCCGCCGCCGUCGUUCCGGCAGCCGGACAAGUGGUCCCCGGAGUUCAUAGACUUCGUGAGCAGCUGCCUGGUGAAGAGCCCCGAGGAGCGAGCCUCCGCGUCGGAGCUGCUGCAGCACGACUUCAUAGGCAACGCCAAGCAUCCCAGCAUCCUGCACCAGAUGAUCCAGGAGGCACAGAAGAUCAGGGAGGACCAGGCGCAGUGGGGCGUUGGCCGCAGGAGCAACCUCCUCCAGUUCUCGGUGGCACAGUCGCAGAAAGUAGACGACUGCGACCCGGGCACGAUGGUUGAGCUUGCGUCUGAUCUCCACACCAUGGUCAUCAACAGCUACAAGGAUGACGCUACACUGAAGGGCGGACAGACAGAAUCCAAAGCAUCGCCCCACCGCUACCACCCUAUGUUUCUUGAUCACAUGGACAGGACCCAGGCUGAAAGUAACCAGGUGUCUGCGGCCCUGUCGUCCGACCCGACUGCCUGCAGCCGGUCCUCCGACACGGAGUCCCUGGCCGCUCCCGGGGACGCCUCCCCCCCGGUGGGCCAGUCCGCGGACCAGCAGUACCACAAGAUGGUGUUUGACGGUCGCUUUGAGUUCCUGAAGUUCCUGAACUACGAGGAGUUGCGCCAGCGAAUGGAGAACCUAGACAGCGAGAUGGAGCAGGAGAUCUUGGCGCUGAGGCGUCGCUACCAGAAGAAGCACCAGCCCAUUCUUAAUGCGAUGGAUCAGAAGAGGAAGAGACAGCAGAACUUCUGACUUACUGCCUCUGCUGUCUUGGAAAUUGUUUCAACUCAGUAGUGGUCGUAGUAGCAUCAGAUUUAUUUUUUCUGUGUGUAGUGAACAACUUUUGUUUGUUCAUCACACUAGUCAAGUUUAUUAGGAAAAAAGCUAACUUGGAAUUUUUUUGUGCCAUUCCUAAUUACAUGCGGACAUAUUGCAAUUUUAUUUUUGUGAUUUUGUUUUCACAUGAAUGGCACAAAUAACCCAUGUCCUCACAUGGUUUUAUCCCUUGGACAGGUCAAUAUGGACAAACCUGCUGUUCCUAUAUUUUGUGACCAUACAGAGCAGUGACAUUUAAUGCAAUAGUAAAAAUCUGUUCUGUUCACAGUUUUUACAACUCAGACAAUCGUAAAUUAGUGAUGUUAUUGUGUGACUGUUUUAAUGACAGAGCAACAUGCUGUGUAGGUUUAAUUUACCCCUACGUUUUUUUGGCAUGCCAAGGGACGUUGAAAAGUAUAUAAUCAUACGAUAAAAUUCUCGCAUCGCGGCUUUUUGUCAAUAAAAUAAUGAAAUUCGGAAAGUUAUUUUUUCAAACACUAAAGACAUUUCUCUAUUCACCCUGAUAACAGUGUUUCUAAAUUCCUACUGGUUUCUGAGUAAUCACCUUUUUUAGUUUACACCAGCUGCAGUACCCGGCGUUGCCCGGGCUGAAUAUUGUGCGCGAGUUAAAGCAAAAUGGAUAGGGCUAUAUGGCAGUGUGGUGGACACAGAGAAAUGACACACAAUUGCUGUUUGCAGGUCUAUGACUUAUUAUUUACUGUUUACCCAUGGCGAUCGAUUGAACAGUUUAGAAGGUGAUGCGCUGCAGCACCAUCUAGCGGCGAGUUACAAAAAAAAAUGGAUGGUUUAUAAACCUUCUCCAUGAAAAAAAAAACACUUCAAUAUGCCAGUUUUUAUGGCGAUCUAUCAAACUGUCGGAGUUCAUCAAAUUUAUAUACAUUGUUUUAUCGCAUAAUCUUUGCACGCGCGUAAUCGUCGCAACCAUAUUUUAGGCUGUCAAAAUUGGGCUAAAAAAACUUCUCACGUAAACGCCACAUGAUGUUUUUGGUCCCGCUAGUACCGUAUUUACUCGUGUAUAGCGCGCCCUCGUGUAUAGCGCGCACCACGAUUUUUGCAACAAAUUCCAAAGAAAAAAAUUUUUUUUUUCCCGUAAAUAAAUUGUACUAACAUUUUGUGGUACCUGUUAAGUAAUUACGUAUGAAACAAAUGAUAAUUUAAAUUGAUGUGUGGUGAUGCGUCAGGAAAAUACUUAAACUCUGCUGUGUAGACGGAAGAUAAUGAAGCGCUGUAUCGUCACAACUGGUACGUGGGCGGGAGGAAGAGAGGCAGGCAGGAAUGUGACACGGAGUAGAUGACUCACCGGUAGCAGCUGCGACGAAGCGAAGGAAGUGGGAGGGGGACUGGUGUCAACAUUCUCUCUCUCUCUCUCUCUCUCUCUCUCUCUCUCUCUCUUUUAUUUUACUAGCUGUAGAGGGGGAGGUCUAAAAAUAAACAAGAGACCUGCGAGCUUGCGCGCGCACGUGUGUGUGUGUGUGUGUGUGUGUGUGUGUGUGUGUGUGUGUGUGUGAAAGAGAGGCCUUGUUGCUUGUGCGUAUGUGUGGGGGGCUGGCCAGAAACGUCACCCGUCAACCGGCAGUUAACGACUUCCACUCCUCCCCGCCUCAUCUACUCACUUCCCCCCCCCCCCCCCCCCCCCCCCCCCCCGUGUAUAGCGCGCAUCCUUAUUUUUUUCCUUUACUUGAGGGGAAAAAAGGGCGCGCUAUACACGAGUAUAUACGGUAGAUGCCGAGCGCUUUGUGUAGGUAUCUUUUCCGUAUAAAACAAUGUAUUUUAAAGUAGAAAUCUAAUAUUUAUUCGGUCAUUACCACUUACUUAAUAAAUUAACGGAAAAAUACGAAGUUGUUUGACAUGUAAAUUUUCUUUUAAAGACUUUUUAAACGUUAUUUCCUUUAUCUGAUUGUCUGCGUCGCCGCGGUGUAGGUAUAAUAUAAAAUUUAAUUUCGGUCAUUACCACUUCAUUUAAUUAACGGAAAUACAAAGUUGGCUGACGAGUAAAUUUUCUUAUAAAGACGUUUUUAGACGUUAUUUCCUUUAUCUGAUCGUCUGCGUUGCCGCAGCGUACCGCUUAUAAAAAUGUAGCCAGCACAUCAUUCAUGUUUGGUUAUGUUGCUUACCGUAUAGAGCGUGCGCACGUAGUUGCAUAUUGAUAUCUCGCCGAUUGGAUGCAACGCGCGCUCUCUGUCAGGUGCCGAGUUAACUACAUUUGAUAGCCCGCAUUCUUUCGUGGCAAGUGUGUACUACGACAUGUUAGUUCACGUCAGAUUCAAGUGGCUUGCGUUCGCGUUAGAGUUUUGGUUUUUCUAUUUAAAGUUGAAGAAAUUACCAGUCAUACAUUAUACAGUCAAACCUCUAUCUAUCGUUUUUCAGGGGACCAACAAAAAAAUUCAGUAGAUGCGGACAUUCAAUAGAUGUGGACUUCACUCUAAGAAUUUUAAAAAAAUAUUUCAACCUCAAAAUUAGUGUCAGAAAUAUAUCAGUUACUUGUCAUUAAAGUUAAAUCAGUUGAAAAAUAAAUAAAAAUGGAAGUAUUUUACUUAAUUUAAUUUACACUUGCAAAAAAAAAAAACAUGCGCACUAUAAAUCUACAUGGAAAUUAAAGUCUUUUUCAAUAUCCUGAAGUCUGAAAUAGGUAUGUUUACUCAUGUCAUCAAAUGUAGAGCUGUACUGAAGAAGCAGAUUUUGCCAAUAUUUAGUUGAAUCGGCAUUUCUGCCGACUUCAGAUACGCUUGUUAAUUUUCGGCCGAUAUUACUGAAAAACGAGAGAGACUGCCAUAACCUAAAAAUCCACAAUUACCCUUUUCACUUUUCGUAGUAGUACUGCAUUCUUUCAGAUCGCAUUAUUUCUUCGCAACAUGUGCCAAACGUACAUAUAAAAAUUUAACAUCCUAUUUUUCAAAAAGUUCUUUAAUUUUAAUAUGUCAUAAAUAAAUACAUUACCGUCACGGUAAAUAUACAUCUCGGUUGUUACGGUAACUGUAGUGCAAAUGUGGUAGCUAUCGUGCUUCUGUGGUAAUUAUGGUAUCGACAAAGAAUCUUUAGUUCUUUUUAUGGUAAUUAUCUUAGGAUAACAAUUGGGUUUGUACUGUAGUUAUGGUACAUCAUCCAAUUUCUUCAUAAGUUGUUGUUCAUUUGUCUUUUCUUCAUAUUUACGUGCUCCAUUACUUGGCUGCAGAUUUAAGGUGAUUUUUACUACCAUAUACUAUCGUUACUGUUUUUAUGACGGUUUCUUACUAAGAAAUGUAUAUUUCUGCAAAAUCUUUAUGGUUAAACGAUCAUCUAUUAUAAUUUAUAGUGACGGGACCACAUAUUUUGUACGAUCAAUGCGGACAAAACGAUAAUUCGAACAUCGGUACAAGCGGACUUUUUUAACCUUAGUUGUAUGGCAAUUUUGCCGGGACCGUAGAGAGUAUACGAUAAACACGGACAAUCGAUACAUGCGAGUUCGAUAGAUAGAGGUUUGACUGUAUUCAAUUAUUUAUACCAUGACAAUCUGAAUUGCAACUGCGUUGCAUUAUUUUUAAGUUUUUGAGAUAUAAUUGUUGACUUAUGGUCUUAUGAUCCUUUAUUUAAAAUACAGGGUGUCCAUAGGUAAACUAACCUAGUUUUUUUUAAAGAAUGUUUGUUGUUUGAUAUGUGCACCUUUAGUUACACGGCACACAGCCAACUUAAAGAGUCUGAUUUGGUUAACACGUCAGAGUACCUAAUGGAAGCAAUAGCCUCUUCAGUUCUGUGUCUCAACUCUGGCAAAUCAUUAGGUAGCAGUGGAACAUAAACACAAGUCUUUUAUAAAGCCCCAAAGUAAAAAAAAUCGCAUUGCGUUAUGUCAGGCGAACAGGAAGGCUAGUGAAAAAGAGCUCUGUCAUCUCUAUCAUUACGACCAAUCCAACGGUCAGGGACCUCGACGUUUAACCACUCUCGUACAAAGAGAUUCCAAUGGGGAGGGGCUCCAUCCAGUUGCCAAAUAAAGUUUACAGGUUCACUCUGUACUAAUUGGGAUAAGAGCCAUUCUUUCAUGCUAAAAGCAAGAAAAAAACAAGACAGUAUUCAGGCAUGCGUUUAUCUAAAACUUUUUGAGUUACUCUUUGUGACCUUAAACCAACACACUACAACACUUACAGUUGAUACUAUAAAUUUUAUAACUGCAACAUUCUUUAGUUUCAUGCACCUAAUCACUAAAUAUUAUCUCACGCAUAUGCUUUAGUCACAUUACGUCACACGCCUCGCAUGCGACGGCCACUGUGGCCUCCUGCCCACUCGCACUGCAUUGUCCUGCCAAGCUGGGCAGCUACUAUCACAGCACCUGUGGGAUUUAGAACAGUAAAAAGCAGAGUUCCAAUAUGGUGCUUGUCUGCCCGUCUGGGACAUUCCAGAGGUGAGUCCGAUAAGUGAAAGCCACCAAUCUGCUGGACAGGAAGUAAAGAUUUAACAUUAUUAUUUGGGGACGAGAAUUGACGUUCAAGGAUUUGAUGAACUGCUGUUUUCCUCCCUGCAUGUAGACAGUUUCCCAGCGCUAGUGCAGAUUGAUACGGCAUCUAUUUACGCAAAAGAGAUAACACUGGCCGAUAUUAAAAAAAUAACAUACUACACAUACUGCAGGUAAUGUACGUAAUUAACAAUAAGAUAGAUUUUCAUUUCUGGGCAGGAUCAAAGCAUAACCCAUUACACAGAAAACCCAUUAUAGAUGAUGUCCAAAAAUUCGUAACAUCUACCAUACCAACAAGAUGAAUUAACUCCUGACGUUUCCUCUUGGUAGGCACAGUUAGCAAGGCAAGCCCCAUUAAGAAACACCAACAGAUGUAAUGAAGUAAUUGUGGGCUCAUUUCAUUAAUCUCUAAAUCAAGAAAAAAAAAGUUGCCAUUUUAUAGCAGUACAUUAUUUUUCUUUCAUAAAGUAUUCUAGAAUGUUACAGUACGUAGAGAAUUGUGUUUGUUAGCGUAGAAACUAAGUGUGCAACUAAUGAUAAUUGUUACUUCUUACAUGUGUAUGUGACACAAUUUCACAAGCAGUUGUAUAUUUUUAUACAAUCCAUAGCGGUUCGGAAAACUGUGUAUUUAAACUACGUACUGUGUUCUAACAAAGACUGGUACAAAUAUAAUUUUUUAAAUUUUCUAAAAGAAUGUUUACAAAUAAUUUUGAAAGUGCAUUUACUACUUAGUAUUGCUGUGUAAUGAUAAAACUCCAAAUACCUAUGAUGUAAAAACUAGUGUGUGUUGUGUGUGCCAAAGUGUUUAAGUGUAGUAAUUGUGAUGACUUUGCCAUUGUAAUAUAUUUCUUCUUUUAUAAACUUUUUCACAAAGUAA